Molecule: messenger RNA, 4345 nt
Organism: Lagenorhynchus albirostris (white-beaked dolphin)
Lineage: Eukaryota; Metazoa; Chordata; Mammalia; Artiodactyla; Delphinidae
Gene: ADAMTSL4
Product: ADAMTS like 4
Exons: 19
Coding region: 328-3429 (1033 amino acids)
Biological process (GO): extracellular matrix organization
Cellular component (GO): extracellular matrix
Molecular function (GO): metalloendopeptidase activity
Source: RefSeq, a predicted model, not a curated record
GCGGCAGUGUCCGGAGCCGGGCUCAGGGGCAGCCGUGGCCGCCGCGGAGCAAGGCUGCCUGGAGAGAGCGCCCGGGCGCAGAGGGGUUAACGGGCCGCCGGGGCCGAGCAGAGCAGGAUCAUAAAGGGGUGGGCCCGUCUUCACCCAUCCAUUCUCACUCUGAGAUGUCCUUCUGAGGAGUCAUCCCUCCCAACCCCCAGCUUUCUGGAGACUGGACCAGGCUUCGGUCCCUGCAGAGCGCAUCCCCCACCCCACGCCCAGAUGCCGGAGUAGAGUUGACUUCCGGUCCCCUCCUCCCUGGCCCCGGGGGCCAUCAAGGGAGGAGAGAUGGAGAAGUGGGCGGGCAGGCCCCGGAUGUGUCUGAUGCUGCUUCUGUUCCUCCCUCAGCUCUGCCUGGAUCAGGAGGUGUUGUCUGGGCACUCUCUUCAGACACCUCCCGAGGAGAACCAGGGCCCUGAGGGUGUCUGGGGUCCUUGGGACCAGUGGGCCUCUUGCUCCCAGCCCUGCGGGGUUGGGGUGCAGCGCAGGAGCCGGGCGUGUCAGCUCCCUACAGCUCAACUCCACCAGGGCCUGCCCCUCCCACCCCGGCCCCCAAGACAUCCAGAAGCCCUGCUCCCCCGGGGUCAAGGCACCAGACCUCAUACUUCCCGAGAAACCCUUCCCCUGUACAGGCCACCACCUCGGGGAAGAGGUGGCCCCCUUCGAGGUCCUGCUUCUCAUUUAGGGAGAGAGGAGGCCCAGGAGAUUCAAGGAGCCAGGAGGUCCCGGGUUCGAGACCCCAUCAAGCCAGGAAUGUUUGGUUAUGGGAGAGUGCCCUUUGCUUUGCCGCUCCAUCGGAAACGCAGGCACCCCAGGAGACCACCCAGCUCUGAGCUCUCGCAGACCUCAGAUCUUCCAUCCCUGACUCCAAGAACAGAGCCAUCUUCUGCAAACCACACCCCGCAAACUGAACUCCCUCCUACUGAACCGUCUGCCCACACCCCGUCCCCCCCAGGAGAACCCCCAAGCCCCGAAGCUGCUCAGACAGAGGUGCCCUCUAGAACCAGGCCUGCCCUCACAUGGCCCCACCCCAGAGCCCAGGCCUCUGGCACAGAGCCCUCCUUGUUCCCUCCAUCCCCAGGAGAAGGUAGCUCCUUUCACAUGUCCCCUCAGCCAAGAAGGCCAAGUUCCCAGGGUUGGGCCGGUCCCCGGCUGGCAGAGAGACACCCUAAUCCUUUCCUUUCUGUCCCUCGGAGCCGAGGCCAGCAGAGCCAGGAGCACUGGAGACCUGGGGGGAAUCUUCACGGGUCCCUCACGGAGUCUGCCCCUCACUACCCAGAUGGCUGGUUGCCUCUGCUGAGUGCUGGCCCCCAUUCCAGCCCCCUCUGGAGCCUCUUUGCUCCCAGUAGCCCUGUCCCAAGAUGUUCUGGGGAGAGUGAGCAGCUGAGAGCCUGCAGCCAAGCGCCCUGCCCCCCUGAGCAGCCAGACCCCCGGGCCCUGCAGUGUGCAGCCUUUGACUCCCAGGAGUUCAUGGGUCAGCUGUACCAGUGGGAGCCCUUCACAGAAGUUCAGGGUUCCCAGCGCUGUGAACUGAACUGCCGUCCCCGUGGCUUCCGCUUCUAUGUCCGUCACACCGAAAAGGUCCAGGACGGGACCCUGUGUCAGCCUGGAGCCCCAGACAUCUGUGUGGCCGGACGCUGUCUGAGCCCUGGCUGUGAUGGGAUCCUCGGCUCGGGCAGGCGUCCAGAUGGCUGUGGAGUCUGUGGGGGUGAUGAUUCUACCUGUCGCCUCAUCUCGGGGAACCUCACUGACCGGGGGGGCCCUCUGGGCUAUCAGAAAAUCCUGUUGAUUCCUGCUGGAGCCUCCCGGCUCUGGAUCGCCCAGCUCCGGCCCAGCUCCAACUACCUUGCACUUCGUGGCCCUGGGGGCCGGUCCAUCAUUAAUGGAAACUGGGCUGUGGAUCCCCCUGGGUCCUACGCUGCCGGCGGGACUGUCUUCCGGUACAGCCGUCCUCCUCGAGAGGAGGGCGUGGGGGAGAGUCUGUCUGCGGAAGGCCCCACGACCCAGCCUGUGGAUGUCUAUAUGAUAUUUCAGGAGGAAAACCCAGGUGUUUUCUACCAGUAUGUCAUCUCUUCACCUCCCCCCAACCUUGAGAACCCCACCCCAGAGCCCCGGCUCCCCCAACUCCAGCCUGAGGUUUUGAGGGGAGAGCCCCCACCUGCUUCAGUACCCCGCCCUGCCCGCACCCCAGGCACCCUCCAGCGUCAGGUGCGGAUCCCCCAGAUGCCUGCCCCGCCCCAUCCCAGGACACCCCUGGGGUCUCCAGCCGGAUACUGGAAACGGGUGGGACACUCUGAGUGCUCGGCAUCCUGUGGAAAAGGUGUCUGGCGCCCUGUCUUCCUCUGCAUUUCUCGUGAGUCAGGAGAGGAACUGGAUGAACGCAGCUGUGCCGUGGGCACCAGGCCCCCGGCCUCCCAGGAACCCUGCCACGGCCCCCCGUGCCCACCGUACUGGGAGGCCGGCGAGUGGACGUCCUGCAGCCGCUCCUGUGGCCCCGGCACCCAGCACCGUCAGCUGCGCUGCCGGCAGGAGUUUGGGGGCGGCGGCUCGUCGGUGCCCCUGGAGCGCUGCGGACAUCUGCCCCGGCCCAACAUCACCCAGCCAUGCCAGCUGCGCCUCUGCGGCCGCUGGGAGGUCCGCUCCCCCUGGAGCCAGUGCUCUGUGCGGUGCGGGCGCGGCCAGAGGAGCCGACAGGUCCGCUGCGUCGGCAGCAACGGUGAUGAAGUGAGCGAGCAGGAGUGCGUCUCAGGCCCCCCGCGGCCCCCCAGCAGAGAGGCCUGUGACAUGGGGCCCUGCACCACAGCCUGGUUCCACAGCGACUGGAGCUCCAAGUGCUCAGCUGAGUGUGGGACGGGAAUCCAGCGACGUUCUGUCAUCUGCCUCGGGAGUGGGGAGACCCAUGGGGAGGGCCGGGAGGAAGCAGGGGCAGGAGCCACUGAGCAGACCUGUGCUCCAGGAAGCCGCCCCCCUGACAUGCGUGCCUGCAGCUUGGGGCCCUGUGAGGUGACGUGGUGCUGGUACACGGGGCCCUGGGCAGAGUGCUCCUCAGAAUGUGGCUCUGGCACGCAGCGUAGAGACAUCAUCUGUGUGUCCAAACUGGGGACUGAGUUCAAUGUGACUUCUCCUAGCAACUGUUCCCACCUGCCCAGGCCCCCUGCCCUGCAGCCCUGUCAGGGGCAGGACUGCCAAGACCGAUGGUUUUCUACACCCUGGAGUCCGUGUUCUCGCUCCUGCCAGGGGGGCAUGCAGACAAGGGAGGUCCAGUGCCUGACUGCCAACCAGACCCUCAGCAUCCGAUGUCCUCCUCACCUGCGGCCCUCCAGGAAACGAUCCUGUAACAGCCAACCCUGCAGCCAACGCCCCGACCUGACCCCAACUAUCAAACUUUGAAGUGAGAGAAAGAGGCAAAGAAGCAGGUCUGCCAAUGCCAGCUCCUACACCAGGAUCCAGUGAUGGCUAUGAUCCUUAAGUUGUGUGUGUUCAGGGCUACCACUUUAACAAGACAGAGGAAACGGCCAAUACAGUCUAUCUUCUUUACUUCCCAAAUAAACAGUCCACCCAGCUGUAUUUAUACCAAAUUCAGACUUCUACGACCAAAGAGACAUCUUUUUUUUCCUACCAGUGUUUUCCAAUACUUUUAUAUAAGGCCCUAAAUGGAAGAAACUGAAGAGAUACUACCUUCACUGGCCAUGUAUGGUGAAGGGGAAGGAAGGCAGGGAGGGAAGAUGAAAUGAGAAGAAAAAAGAUUAUCUACACAUCUCCCCCUUCUCCUACCCCCCCACCAGAGGUUCCUUCUCAGCUCCAUGCUUUUGUGCAUGUUUCCUACUCAUGUUAAGGUCCAACCUCAAAUGUUUAUUUUGAAGCCUUCUUGACCACCUUCUACUUCCAGAAGUUGUCCCACCCCUUGUCCUAUAAUAUCUUUAUUAUAGUAUUUUGUGUACUGUAUCCUAAUUAUUUUUGUCUGUUAUCACUCCUAUUAGACUGUGAGCUUUAACUUUGUGCUACAAUUGCUUUCUUUCCAUGGAUUUGUUAUGCUUAAAUUCUUCAGAUGUAUUUCCUAAAAACGAGGACAUUUUCUUAUAUAACCACAAUAUAAUUAACACACUCAAGAAAUUUAACAUUGAUACAGUACUAACAUAUUGCCCAUAUUAAAAUUUUCCCAAUUGUUCCCAAGUCCUUUAUAGCUUUUUUCAUCCAGGAUCCAAUCAAAGAUCACCCUGCAUUUAGUCGUCAUGUUUCUUUGAGUGUUCCCUGGUUGUUGUUUUUUUCCAUUCUAUACAUAAAAGCUUACAUCUGCUAACCCCAA